Messenger RNA from Sphenostylis stenocarpa, 1317 nucleotides. NCBI's taxonomy places the organism in Eukaryota, Viridiplantae, Streptophyta, Magnoliopsida, Fabales, Fabaceae. The record is from the annotation of a GenBank genome assembly.
AUGGCCACGCUCGACCCAAUCCAAAACGGCACCACCAAUCCCCUCCAUUUGGAUAAUCCCGACGCCGCCGAAUCGCCCACCACCACAGCCGACGACACUGCUCCCGAGGCUUCCGCUGAGAAGAGGUGGCCAGGAUGGCCCGGCCUCUGCGUGUUCCGCCUCAUCGUGCCGGUCCUCAAAGUGGGAAGCAUCAUUGGCCGCAAGGGCGAGCUCAUCAAGAAGACCUGCGAGGAAACGAAAGCUCGCAUUCGAGUCCUCGACGGCGCGGUUGGCACUCCCGAUCGAAUCGUACUCAUAUCAGGGAAGGAAGAGCCAGAGGCACCUCUUUCUCCAGCAAUGGACGCUGUCAUAAGGAUUUUUAAACGUGUCUCAGGGUUGUCUGAAAUUGAUGGUGAUAAAGUGGCAGGGGUUGCAUUUUGUUCCGUUCGUUUAUUGGUGGCCUCAACGCAGGCUAUCAAUUUGAUUGGAAAGCAGGGUUCAUUAAUUAAAUCUAUACAGGAAAAUACCAGUGCUUCGGUUAGAGUACUGUCUGGAGAUGAGGUUCCCUUUUAUGCUGCUGCGGAUGAGAGGAUUGUUGAGCUACAGGGAGAGGCCAUGAAGGUCCUUAAGGCUCUGGAGGCAGUAGUUGGGCAUCUGAGAAAGUUUUUGGUUGAUCCUGGUGUUCUUCCCUUAUUUGAGAAAAGUUACAAUGCAACAAUUUCCCAAGAGAGGCAAGUAGAUAAUACCUGGGUUGACAAACCAUCACUGCAUAGUGCUUCACAACCUAACAUUGUAAAUGAUGUUCCUCUUUCAUCAAAGAGGGAUUCUCUCUUUGCUGAUCGUGAAAGCCAGUUGGAUUCAUUGCUCCCUUCCUCCACAAUGUCAAUAUAUGGGCACGAUUCUUCACUUUCUGGUCUUCGUUCUUCAGCACUCAGUCGAACCAGUGCUCCUAUUGUUACCACGGUAAUACAAACAAUGCAAAUACCACUAUCCUAUGCAGAGGACAUCAUUGGUAUACAAGGGACUAAUAUUGACUACAUUCGCCGCACCAGUGGAGCAAUACUGACUGUGCAGGAGAGUCGGGUGCCUGAUGAAAUCAUAGUGGAAAUAAAAGGCACCUCAUCUCAGGUUCAGACUGCACAACAGUUGAUUCAGGAAGUUAUAAGUAAUCACAAAGAACCUGUUGCUAGUAAUUACAGCAGCAGGUUAGAUACAGGUCCGAGAUCUUCUUACCCUCCGUUGGGCAGUUCAUCUUAUUCGUCAUCUUCCUUUUCGUCACAACCCUACAGCGGGUACGGAUCUUCUGGUCUAGGAGGCUACAGUACUUUCAGACUUUGA